UGUCAAAUAAAUAAAAUCUUUUAAAAAUAAAAUAAAAUAAAAUAAAAUAAAAUAAAAUAAAAUAAAAAGCCUCAGAAUCCUACAACCCAGGCACCCACUAAUAACUGGUCAAAGCUGGUACUCAACCUAUUUGCCACAAGACUGCUUUAGACAAGAAGUUAAGACAUCAACAUGAUUGAGACACUAGGGCUCACCACAUUAGACUUUUGGGGCACUCGGAUGAAACUGGCAGCACAGUUGGUGGCAUGAACAUCAGACUAGACAUCAGAAGACAGAUUUAAACACGGGCUUUACUACUGUAAGAUCUGACACAAGCUCUCUCAACUUCUCUAAGUUACAAAUUCCACGUGCGUAAAAUGGUAUCCAACAAAGCUGUUCUGAUGAGUAACUAAGGUGACAUGUGUGAAAGUCAUUUGUAAAUGAAUUCCUAUGCGGGCGCCUGGGUGGGGUUCUGUCUGCGGAAUCGUGGAAUCAGUGGCUUGGGAGAAUGGUGACUGAAUGAGAGAAGGAUCACGGAGAGAACCGAGGAGACUUUAGCGCAGUCCCCGCAGGGAAACCAUGCCGAAACCCCGGAAGAGGCUCGCCGGGGCUGCUGGGCCUACUGGGCCAGACAAUAAGGGGCCAGCAGGAAAACGUACCAAGACUAAGAACCCAGUAGGGACAUCAGCUACAUUGGGUAACUCCAGCCCUGAGAAGACUUCAGCCUCUAAAAACUGUGGGAAGAAUCUAAGCAGUUACUGGCUGAUGAAGUCUGAGCCAGAAAGCCGACUAGAGAAAGGUGUAGAUGUGAAGUUCAACAUUGAGGAUCUUAAAGCACAGCCCAAGCAGACAGCAUGCUGGGAUGGUGUUCGCAACUACCAGGCCCGGAACUUCCUGCGAGCCAUGCAGCUGGGGCAAGAAGCGUUCUUCUACCAUAGCAACUGCAAAGAGCCAGGCAUCGCAGGACUUGUGAAGAUUGUGAAGGAGGCUUACCCAGACCACACACAGUUUGAGAAAAACAAUCCCCAUUAUGACCCAUCCAGCAAAGAAGACAACCCCAAAUGGUCCAUGGUGGAUGUACAGUUUGUUCGGAUGAUGAAGCGUUACAUCACCCUGGCUGAGCUCAAAACCCAUUACCAAGCUCACAAAACCACUGGAGGCCCCUUAAAAAAUAUGGCUCUCUUCACUCGCCAGAGACUCUCAAUUCAGCCCCUGACUCGAGAGGAGUUUGAUUUUAUUUUGAGCCUGGAAGAAAAGGAGCCAAGUUAACUGGGACACUGUUGCUGGAAUGGGCAAGCCAUUACUCCAAAGAAGUCAAGCUUUUAUAAGACAAACGAAGGUGUGUGGCACCUUGCGUGGUUUUCAUGUACCUUUUCCAAUAAAACGUUAAUA
This is a messenger RNA of Zalophus californianus (California sea lion), 1371 nucleotides long. Its product is annotated as thymocyte nuclear protein 1-like. The record is from RefSeq and is a predicted model, not a curated record. NCBI's taxonomy places the organism in Eukaryota, Metazoa, Chordata, Mammalia, Carnivora, Otariidae. Gene Ontology annotation, cellular component: nucleus. The coding region runs from base 559 to 1248 and encodes 229 amino acids. The transcript has 2 exons.